GUCGGCGGGAAAAUGUUUCUACCCCUAAAAAGUUAAUUUUCAUUCAUUAUUUUUUUGUGGGGGGAGGGGGGUGGGUCUGUAAAUCCUCCAGCCACUGGCUCGAAAUAGCGGCGGGCGCCACAAAGGGUGACGUCAGGGCAAGAAAAGAAAUGCCGUGAGUUCCUGGGGGUGAGAAUUGAUUUCCCUCGGUGGAAAUUAGCGAGACGAGAAAGGAGGUGGAGGGUGGUUUUUGUUUUUGAAGCUGCUGUGUUUCAUCAAAACCAUCUUGUGUUUUUAAGCGCAGCAGUGGUUUGUAAGAGGAUGUUGGGUUUUCGCCCCUCAGUUAAUAUUUUCUCUCCCUAAAGUUUUCUCCCAAUUUAAAAUUUCUCCCCACAAUUUAAAAUUUCUCCCCACAAUUUAAAAUUUCUCCCCACAAUUUAAAAUUUCUCCCCACAAUUUAGAAUUUCUCCACAGAAUUUAAAAUUUAUCCCCACAAUUUAGAAUUUCUCCACAGAAUUUAAAAUUUAUCCCCACGAUUUAAAAUUUAUCCCCACGAUUUAAAAUUUAUCCCCAUGAUUUAAAAUUUAUCCCCAUGAUUUAAAAUUUAUCCCCACGAUUUAAAAUUUAUCCCCACGAUUUAAAAUUUAUCCCCACAAUUUAAAAUUUAUCCCCAGAAUUUAAAAUUUAUCCCCACAAUUAAAUUUUUAUCCCCACAAUCACAGUUUUAUCCCUAUAACUAAACUUUUCUCCCCCCAAUUAAAGGUUUCUCCCCCCAAUUAAAAUUUUCUCCCAAUUCCAGUUUUCUCCCCACAAUUAAAGUUUUCUCCCCAUAAUUGAAGUUUUUUCCCCGUGAUCAAACUUUUCUCCCCCCAAUUAAAAUUUUCUCCCCGCAAUUAAAAUUUUCUCCCAACAAUUUAUCCCCAGUUAAAGUUACCUCCCCCACAAUCAAACUUUUUCCCCACAAUUAAAGUUUCCUUCCCCCAAUUAAAAAUUUCUGCCCAUAAUAAAAAAUCUCUCCCUGCAAUAAAAAUUUUCUUCCCCCAAUUAAAAAUUUCUCCCCAAUAAAAUUUUCUCCCCACAAUAACAUUUUCUUCCCCCAAUUAAAAAUUUCUCCCCAAUAAAAUUUUCUCCCCACAAUAAAAAUUUUCUUCUCCCAAUUAAAAAUUUCUCCCCAAUAAAAUUUUCUCCCCAAUUAAAAAUUUCUCCCCCAAUUAAAAUCCAAGGCGAGCCCCCCCAGCCCCCCUCACCCGGCUCCGGCGGGAGCAGGCAGGCGGCGGAGGCGCGCCCGUCUCCGCCCGAGAGAAUCGCGAAACAGAAGAUAUGAGGAAAAAAAAACCCAAAAACCCCAAAAAAGCGAUAAUUUUGUGUUUGCGUCGGGGUUUUAUAUUGUUUUUCCCGCGGGGGUUUUCAGGGGGAUCCUCCAGGGCGGACGGGGAAGGGGCUGCCUGACCGCCGGCAUCAACCGCAGCGGGUUCCCUCCCGCCCCGCCCCCUCCUUGCUUUUUCCUGCAUUUCUCGAGAUUUUGGGUCGCUUUACGUUUGGUUUUUGCCCAGCCGGGGCGGGCAGACCAUCAGAAAUGCUGAUUUUCGGGGGGGGGGGCGGGAGGGGCAAGCGCUGCCGGGGGUGUCGGGGACGCCGCGAGGCCGAGGUGCCACGAGCUGGUUCCCUCCAGCCCCUUUUAUGUUUUUUUUUUUUAAAAUAUAAAAAUACCAUUUUUCCGCCCCCUCCCGCCAACCGACCUCGGCCUCCCCGCGCCCCCAUCCCUCCCCCACCCCCGCCAGCGUCGUCGUCGAGCGAAUGCGUCCAACGGGGGAAAAAACUACAGAAAAAAGCGUUGUUGCAAUGAAGCUUUACCCAAAAAAACCUCUUUCUUUUUUUUUUUCUCUCUUUUUUCCCCCCCGAAGCCGGCGCCGCCGGGCUCUGGGCGCGCAGGAAGGGUGAAGCGUGGAAACAGCUCGCCACAAAAACUUUCCGUGAAGCGACGAAGGCUGUAGAGAUCAAAGGCCCAGAUACGGCGUUUCCUGGGGCCGGCGGCGGGCGCGGGCAGGGCGGUCACAGGGCCGGCGGCCGCCCCAGAGCGCCCUCGCUCUCGCGACGCGCCGGCCAUGGCGGCGGAGGUGCUUUACGCCGACCUAAGGCUUCCCGUGGCCCGCUCUCCUCCCGCCGGGAGGCAGCACGCUCCUGCCUUGUGUCCGCAGUGGCACGGGGUCCUCCUCAAAGUCGGCGGGCUGGGGCACCUCGUCCUGCUCGCGCUGGUGGCGGUGCUGAGCGUGCAGGUUUUCCAGGGCUCUCUGCAGCCGGCCACAACGUGCGCUCCCCGGCCAGGCAGUGAGAUCUGGGGAAGGAACCGCACGGAGCGAUGCCUGGUUUCAUCCCUGAUGCGGUAUUUCUGCGAGCCCCGGCAGGAGACCCCCGCAGCCUCCGCUGGCUGCAGGCUGUGUCCCCAGGGCUGGCAGCUCCACGGGGAACGGUGCUACCGGCUUUCCAAGGAAAAGGGAAGCUGGACUCAAGGCAAGAAAGACUGUGAAAAUCAGAAGUCUCAUCUGGUAGUGCUCCGGGACAAGAAAGAAGAGGAACACGUCAAGAAUAUUACGGGCGGACGCACGCAGCCGGUGUGGGUCGGGUUAACGUCGUCCGAGAAGAAGUGGAGAUGGGUGGACAACACAACCCUCGACGCCAACACGUUUAGCGCCCUGAAGGAGGCGGGCGAAGGGUGCUGGACGCUGAAAGGUGAGGCGUAGGAGGUCAAUACCUGCGAUGGCGAACACGAGUGGGUUUGUCAGAAAGACCCUUUCCGGCUCUCGCCAUCGGUGGCGGGAGAUGGAGAGAAAUGCCAUGGCUCCCUCUGACACCUGCCCGCCCCGAAACGCCCGGCCCGUGACGCGCUUGUGUCCAAUCUUUGGGGCGAAGCCGGCCCCGUUUUCACCGUUCCUGCUCUGCAAGGGAUUUCGGGGUUUGAAAAGGCAUUUCCCACGCGGGUCACGGCAGUUUUGGGCGGGGGGGGGACGACGGGCACAGAUGAACCCCCCCAAACUGGGAAACCAGAAAUAGCCGCACCCCAGGCGCUGCGUCGAUAGAGCCACGGCAUCAAUAAAAGCCAACAAAACGGGUUUGCUUCACUCGGUGGAAGUAAAACGGCGUUGCAAACAGGAGUUUCAGGAGGCAUAAAAUCCAAAUUUAUUUUUUAAUAGUGCAAAAUUCAGUUAAAAUGUUUCCUGAGCGACGGCCGCGGUAAGGGCUCGGCUCCCGGGCAGGCAGAGAGCGGCAGCACAGGGAUC
Messenger RNA from Phalacrocorax carbo (great cormorant), 3257 nucleotides. NCBI's taxonomy places the organism in Eukaryota, Metazoa, Chordata, Aves, Suliformes, Phalacrocoracidae. The record is from RefSeq and is a predicted model, not a curated record.